Messenger RNA from Guyanagaster necrorhizus, 961 nucleotides. RefSeq lists its product as uncharacterized. The transcript has 2 exons. Lineage: Eukaryota; Fungi; Basidiomycota; Agaricomycetes; Agaricales; Physalacriaceae. Gene Ontology annotation, biological process: regulation of transcription by RNA polymerase II. Gene Ontology annotation, cellular component: nucleus. The annotation marks the transcript as partial. Gene Ontology annotation, molecular function: RNA polymerase II cis-regulatory region sequence-specific DNA binding; DNA-binding transcription factor activity, RNA polymerase II-specific. The record is from RefSeq and is a predicted model, not a curated record.
CAUAUUCAAACAUCUACCACCAUGUCCCGGUCGCCGUCGCCCAUGAAUACGCCAUCGCCCGGGUUUAGCGAGUCAUCCGAGUCUGAGGCUGCAGAGGAGGAGGAGGAAAAGGGGGAGGAGGACACUGCGACGUGUCUGUGGGGCGAGUGUGGCAAGGUGUUUACCCACUUGCCGUCGCUGAUUGAACAUAUCCAUGUCGACCACGUCGGGGUAAACAAAAGCAACUAUUUUUGUGAUUGGUCGACGUGCAACCGGCGGGGUAUACCCCAGACGUCGCGGUUCGCACUGACGAGCCAUCUGCGGUCGCACACCAAGGAGAAGCCGUUUGUGUGUCCUCUGCCAGAAUGUGAUAAGAGUUUUACCCGGUCGGACGCGUUGGCGAAGCAUUUGCGGCACCAGCACAAACAGAGCCCGCCUGCGCCUGGCCGGGGCGGGUCGAGGAAGCGGAAGAGGAACCCGGAUGAUAUCGAGGUGGCGCCGAGCGUGUCAACGAGGUCGCAGACGCCGACGCUGGGGACGUUUAGUUUGUUCGAUCUGGCGCCGAUGGAGAGCGGGUCGCCGAGCCCGUUCCCUCGGGGGAAUGAGGACGACGAGGGGUAUAAUAGUUCAGGGUCGAGCUCGGAUGUGAUCCCGCAGCAUUUGCUCGCGCAUCUCGAGCCGGGAACGAAUCGAAUUUUUGGGAGGAGCCAGAGCCAGGUGUUGUAUUUGCUGAUGAAGGCGAAACAUCGAUAUGCCGUUGAGCAGAACGAGGCGCUGCAGGAAGAAUUGAGGGUGACCAGGGCUGAGAUGAGGAGGGAGAGGCAGGAUAAGGAGCGCGCUAUGAACCUGCUUUUGAGGGGUUUAUUUGGGAGCAAGGCCGAUGAUUUUUUAUUGGAGACAGAGGAAAUUCCGCCUCAUUUGGUGAAGGAUAGCUAGUCAUGUACGAAAAAGGAAAGAUAAGAUUAGAUGCAUUCGUCACCUG